UGUACACUUGCCGCUAGAUGGCAGUUGUACUUUCGGUUUUGUAGACUUCUUGUCCGCUCCUUAACAGUUAACUGUAAUAUCUGUUUUAUCCUCUCAAGAAACCUGGUAUAGCGUACAAAGAUAAAGGAGGAGAAAGAUAGUUUAGAAGUAUGAAGUGCUCCAGCAGCACUUGUGGUGCUGAGGGGCAAAGCAGAUUUUGCCCGGAAUGUGGAUCAAAGAUGGUAGAGGAGGUAAAGACUGAUACUGUGGUAAUUUGUAAUGGUAAACUUGAUGGGAAGCCUUGUCAGUCGGAACUAAUACCGGGACUGAAAUUCUGUACAAACUGUGGAACCAAAGUUGACCAGUCACUGUUCAACAUUCAAGAGGAGAGAUGUAGUAAUUGCAGCAGCCUCCUUCUCCCUGGGAAACUAUUCUGUGCAGAGUGUGGUCACAGAAAAACAAUACCAAGUCAACCCAUAAUUAUCCAAAAGGAAAUGAAACCAGCAAAAGGUGUUGCCAGUAUUGCAGGAGAAGUAAAUAAAAGUAGAUUAGAUGCUGGUGAAAUGAGCAGAAUACAUUCUGGUGACAGUGGGCCAAAAGAGAAUGCAAAUGAUGAAGAGUCUGAAAAUAAAAAUUUGCAUAAGACGGAUGCUAGAGAUGCUGCUAACAUAAGCAGCCAGUCAACAGUUGAACAUUCCACGUCUGCAGGAAUGGCAGAAAUGGAAACUGCAGUAAAUACUCAGUCAUCUGAGAAAAUGAACCAUCCUGGGACACCGGAUGUUAGAAUCCAUGAUGGAAAUGAUAUGGAUACUUCAAGUCCCAAUGAAGUAAAUAGAAAUAUUACUAGUAUGGAAGCUGGAGAUAGUGGUACUUCUGGAGUUAGUGAUAAAGAAAAGGUUGAUAAAACAACAGAAGCCAAAGAAACUGAAAAUGGCACAUCAAGCAGUGAUAUUGGAAUUCUUGAUGGUAGUGGCACUGAAGAUGAAGCUAGCAGCCCAAAGGAAGAAAAUAAAAUGCCGACAGGAAACCUGAACAUCAUCCCUUCAAGUCCUAAUGCAGACUUACUGACAAAGUUUGAAGAUGUAAAUUUGGACAAUGCAAAUGCAGGGAAGGUAACCAUUAUUGAUGAAACAAAGAAUAGUCAAACAGAAGAAGGGGUUGAAUCUGCAGAUACAGAAAAUGAUUCUGAAUGUGAUAGUGAUGAGUCUGAGGUUAAAGAAGAUACGGCAACUCCAACAGGUACUCUUGAUUCACAGGGCAUGGAUGGUCUGCAAAUAAAACGUAACAAAAAGCAAAAGGAAAACAAGAAAAAAAGGAAAAAAGAAAAAGAUGCAAAAGAAUCUGGAGGUACUGAACGAUAUGACUCUGUCAACACAGAAAUAAAAAAUGGAAACAGCUCACAAAACACAUUACAAAACCAAAACAUUACUGAACCAAAGUCAAGAUCAACCAAGACAGAUGUGGAGUCUUCAGAGAUGCAGAAACCAGUAUUUGGACAAGGGGUGGGCUGGGGAUUAAAUCAGAAAGGUACUUCAGUUGAAGUGACAUCUCCACAAAAAAGUAGCUUGUUUGAAUUUGACAGAGGUAAAGCAGGUACUCAGGAAUCAGUCAGACCAGCAGAGGUGAAAAGUAAACAAAGUGUAGCCUCAGAAACUAUGGAAAAUACAAACAACAAUCAGCCAGAAGAAGAAGAAAUGGAAGAAGAAAAUGAUAAUGAUGAAGGUUCAAGUGUUGAUCAAGUGUUAUCAAGAAGACAAAGGAGAAAUUUGAAAAAGAAGACACUGAAAGAAGAAGCUGAACAAAAGGAUGCCAAAGACAAAGAAAACAAGAACAAGAACAAAAAUCAAACACCAAAGGCAUCUGAACCUGGAGCUGCAACUGGAGCCAAAGGAAAUAGGGGAGGAACUUUGAAGCAGGCAACCGUAUACUUCCAUGCUUUAAUUAGUGAAGAUUUCAAGUUUGAUCCAGAGAAGAACAAGGUUAUCUUAAGAAUGGAAGACAAACAAGGAAAUUGGAAUAACAUGUCAAAUGUUUGUACUGUUAAAAACAGCAGCCUGUCUGAAUAUGUAUAUGAAAUAGAAUUCAAAAUGAAGGUUCCAGUGUCACAACUGACAGGGAAAAGGGUGCAGUACAAAUAUACAGUAGUGACGGCUGAUAAAGACAAAGAGACAUAUGUUUGGGAACAUUAUGUAAGAGAACCGUAUUACAAAAAUACUCCUAAUUCAGGUGCAGGUGUAAACAGAAUUCUGUCAAUACAAGACAAAUGGAAAAAUUCAGAUGAAUGGCAUCAGUAUGAUGGAGUCAUAGAAAAGGUACCAUCAAGACUGACGAGUGUAUUUUUCUCGUGGAAGAAGGAACUGGUAAAGCAUGCCAAGAAAAGUGUGCAGUAUUUCAGCAACAAAAUCUUAGAAGCAGAGGAUUCCAAGUAUUCCCUUACCUAUGUCUUGGAUCAGCUUGAAAUCUUGCUAUCAUGUAUGAAGAAAAUAUAUUUUCAAGAUGCAAAAUGCUGGGAACAACACAAAGAAGGCCAGUUUAAAGAAGAGAUUGGUGACUGUCUCUUAGAAGUGAUGUUGGAUAAAGUAAAAGAUGUACCUAGAGGGAAAGAAGUUUGGGAUGAAUUGCGUGAGAGACAAGUUACAAUGGCUGUAGCCACUGUAUAUGCUGCAAAGAAGUUAUCUCUUUCUUUUAAUAAUACAAAAAGAUGGCAUAAAAUUUGUGACUAUCUCAUUUUACGACCAGAUUUUGUGAAAAGGGAAUGCUUUGAAAUAUCUGUAGUUGAGAAGUACUUUCCAGAAAAGAGGAAACAGGUGAAAGAAGCUUUUGUGUCACUGGCACAAGAGAUAGCAAACACAUCAAAGGAUCCAUCAUGGCUUUUUCUGAUGCCUUGGAUACAUUUUUUGUCAGAAUGGUGCAGUCCUUUUGAAAGUCCUUCCUUUGAUGUCAAACAUGAUAAGAAGGAGCCACUAUGGUGGGGUUUAUCUGUAGCCAUGGACAGUUCAGUUACAUAUUUUACUGGCAAAUCAGACAAGUGGACCAUUUCCAUAGAAAAAGUUCUCAGUUUACUAGAACCAUUGUUUGAAGUGGAUUAUCUUCUGGCCAGAACUUUCAUAACAGCUGUUGAACUCAAGGAAUUGAUGUCAGUGGUCAAAACAGGAAAAUUUCCAGCAGAAGUUGUUCUUGCAAACUUGAUUUUCUAUGUCAGGAAAACAAAGCCUAGAUAUUCCUACAGUGACUAUGCAACAACUGAGGAAAUGUGCCUUAUGGAAUGCAUCUCUGCUUACUUGGAGGUUUCUACAAAAAAUGCAGACAGAAAAGAAACAGUUGAUCAGAGCAAAAUGAGGUGCUUCUUUUCACAACAGCUUGUAAUAGAGAGCACCAACACAGAUAAGACUAACAUGAUGCUUUCUUCUGUUGGUCUUAUGUUGCAUUACCUCUCAUGUUUUGAGAUCACCAAUGACAUGAAAACAAAUAAUCAAAGAACCUAUGCUGUGAACAUUCUAAAACAGUGUCUGCCAGAAAUUAUUAAAUGGAUGGAUACUCACAUAUGGAGCUGGCUCCACUACAUGGAUAAAGUUCUAGCGUGUUGGAAUGGUCUCUAUGCACCUGAAAAACUUCAGUCAGAGUCUAUUAGAGAAAUAUGGAAUGAAGGGAUAACUAAAGCACUUAUAGACAGGUUGCAAGGAAAGAUCUGUAACGAUAACUGGAUGAUGACCACAUUUGUUCAGCUGUAUUGCAAAACAGUAGAUACAUAUCACCCAUAUAUGCAAGACUGCAUGAGUAAAACGGCUUUUAAGGCUAUUGAAAAGGGCUAUGCUGUUGACUAUGAUAGGUUUAACGAGUAUGAAAUCAAACGAUUUGGUGAUCUUCUGUCAGAUUUGUUCUUGAAAGAAUGGAACAAAAGCAUCAGGACAAGAGAUACAGAGAAAGACAGUCUGAACCAUUUUCUGAAGUGGCCGCCAUUUAUGCAGUUUGUUAAAAUAUAUGCCAAAGGCCAAGAGAAGAUGAAACUUUUGUCAGAAGAUUGCCAUGAACGACUGGUACAAGCAGUGUCCGUUAUUCAAAGUUGUAUUUCAUCACUUUUGUCUGGUGAUAUCACAGUUGGCAACCUACUUCUAGUACAGUCAAAGGACAUCAACUUUCCAGAGCUUGCAGACCUAGUAAAACUUGAUGAUUUACACAAUAAGGCCUUCAUAAUGAAAGCAAUACAAAUAAGACAGAUGGAAAUGGAAGCGUUUCACAAGCAGUCACAGCUAAUGACAACUCUAACUUCUCUUUGCCAACAUCUUGGAAAUAUUGAUAGGACGUCUGUUGACAACACAUUAAAGAAACAAGAGCACAUUGAGAUCUAUAAAGUGAAAGAGUUCUGCAAACCUGCUGAUAUAAGUAAGGUAGCAGAUGUGAAGACAUUCCAGGCAAUGUUGUGUGCAUUUCAAGUGUCACAAGUUGUCCUAGAUUUGUUGCCAAGUCUACAAGCGUGCAGUGAAAGCAGUAUUUUCAUGAUGUUCUGGAUUGCUGAAUGUCAAAGUGUGACAGACGAUUCUCCCAGUCUAAAUGACAUAGUGCCGCAAGUUUGGACAACAGCUAAAAACAGGUGGGAUAAAAAAGCAAAUCAAAUAAAGACAGGAGAAAUUAAGUUCCGAGAUUUUGAGAAAGUACUUGGAAACAGGUACAAAGACGACUAUGAGAGAAUGGCAGUUGAAAUGAAAUCUCUUAAACUUUCUGACAAAGAUAUAAGAAAACGGAUAGAUCAGUUACAGAAAUACAGGCAGCUGGAAGCAUGUACAAAAGGAGCAAAGACUAUACUUGAAUUUGCCAGGGAUUAUAGCCUUGAGGGAGAUUUUGAGCAAAUUAGGAUUAUCGCAAAUCAUGGAGAGAGUGACCUAGAGAUGAGAUCAUUUGAUGACAGUGUGAUGAAUGCCUGUGAUUUUCUCAAGGAACUCACUCCUCGAAGAGGAAAAUGUCUAAAGAUGUUUGUGACAUGUAGACCUUUGGUCCAGUGGCUUAAAGAAUCGAUGAAAAAAUCUGGAUUGAAAGAAUUGAAAGUGUUUGUUGACCUAGCAUUCAUGUCCGCUGGAGACGAGCCAAUCAACAUUGCACGUGUUCAGUGUCUGCACUCAGCUGUAACAGGAUACGCCCCACUCAUAUUUGACCUUGACGAGAAGAGUGGAUACAGGGAGCUGUUGAACCUUUGUGCUGUGGUUUGGAAGGAGCUUGAUGCUAAUCCUAAACUACCUGACAAAUUGCAAGACACAAAUCGUCAGCUACAGUGGCUCAAAGAGAUCAAGAAAGCCCAUGGUUCAGUAGAAGUUACCUCCCUUAUGCAAGCUGAGGCCAUCAAUGCCAAUGGAAUAUUUACAGUUGGAAAAAAUGCAUGGAAAAGGGAACGUGUAGCACAGAAAACUGAUGAAACUUUAAUGGUUGUGGCAGACAUUAUAAAGUUAACUGUACCAGAACAAGAAGGGAAGAGUCAGUUAAGGAACUACACAUUCUCUCAGUGCCAGGACCUGCAGAGCCGACUCAUGCUGGUAGCAGGGAAGGCAGAGAAAGGAACUGACAGUGUAGACAGAUUCACCAUGAUAUUUGACAGUAUAACACGCCUUAGCAGUGUAUACAUGAAGCUUUGUUCAUCUGGAUGUGUACUGUUUAAAGACUGGACAGCAAGGUUCCUCUGUUAUCCAAAGCCAGACCGCCCAGUCUGUGCUAUUUUAGAAUUUGGACAAGGUGACAGAGUACCCCAGUUAAAGGGAAGAAGAUCGCCUAAGGAGGACUUGAAGGAAAUAAUUCCUGAACUUGCUAAGUUUAUGGAAUGUUGUCUAGAAGAAUGGCUUCAACACAUCAAGGAGAAACGCAAGAACUUUCUUCACUUGAACUAUUAUACGGUAGAUCAACUGGUUAUCCUUCAAAGAGAACUGGUCAAAAUGGGGACAGAGUCAGAACCAUCACACCUGGUAUACCCCCUGUUGUCGGCAGUAAAGGAAGACUGCACACCAGAUGACUUGCUGGAAGCAAUGGCUGCUGCUAAGGAAGAGAUAGAUGGUGAUGCGGAGAUGGAAGAAGAAAGUGGAAAUGAUAGUGGUACUGAUGAGGUGGAAAUGGCGGCUGAUGCAACAGACGAUGAGAAAAAACAGAACUUUGUACAUGAGCUUGUCCUAUCAGGUUAUGAGGAGGCGCUAGCGUUCAGGGCACUGGAGUUUAUUAACCCCGAGGAUGUAACUGCUGGUAUUGUCUGGUGUAUGGACCAUGAAGAAGAUAACUUUUAUCAGCCUCAAGUUGAGAAUGAACCAGUGAUAGAGCAGUUUACACAGCGACCUACCUUCAGUGGCUGGAGUCAAUCACAGACUGACAUACAAACCAUGAUCACAGCUAACAUAUCUGGAUUGAAAAAGCAGAAUGAUGUUGGUUCAGCACCAUUGAUCAGUGAUCUCACAGCAUUAUGGAAGCAGUUUCUGGAAUCCAUAUCUUCAAAUAUACGAGACUAUCUUAGUCUGGAACAUCUUGGUCUUAUCCUGAAGUAUCUUGCGAGAAAAGAUACCAGAGAAAUAUCCAGAUCACUGCCACCAGGGUUCAAGGAAGGUCAACCUAACCUGAUCAUUUGUCCCUCAGGAGAUGUAUUGAUGACCACACUAUCUGUAUAUAAGAUGGACAAAGACCAGCCAUUACCACAGUCAGAUGAAAUACUGGUGUGUACUGCAAACACAACAAGAGAUGAAGUAGACAUAUUUUGGAGGAGAGCUAUAUUUGAUGGAGCUAGAAAGAUCCAUUGUCUGGUGAAUGCCGACAUGUUGGAUUAUGAUGUUAGUGAAGUGGCUGAGAGAUGCCUGGAGGAGUAUCUCCUUGAAGUUCACUACAAAGAUUUGAAAUAUCGUUUGCUGGUUAUCUGUGGGUCAGACAAUGAAUACAGGUCUACUAUAGUAUCAUCUCUCGACAAGUUCAAGAGACAACCAUUACCUGCAAAUACCACACAUCUGAGAGAGUACUUAGCUAACAAACUUGCGAUACAACAGCGUACCAUAGCAAAUAUCAAACCUGCUGCUGAUGUUGAUAAACAGAGGUCUACUGUACGUGUGAUCAAGUCUUGGAGAGCUGGUGUGGGAAAGACAUUGUUUAAACACAGGAGGGAAGAGGAAUUGUCAAGCCUGAAUAGAGUGGAAGUCAGGUCAGACACUGUGUCUAUCCCACUACAGGAGAAAACCAUAGAUCUCCAUUAUGUCAUUCAAAGACUUUUAGAACAUACAACACGUCCAGAGGAGGUUACUGCCAGACUGUUUCAUAUAGAUGUAUCUCAUGAGGUGGAGAAUGGUGUAGAUUAUCUACUGUUCAACCUGCUUGUGCUUGGGUGUCUGAUGGACAAGACUGGAUUUGUGUGGAGAAAAUCCCCAACUGACAUCUACCUGAUUGAGACGAUGCCUUUAAUGUAUCAAGCUACAAAUAGAAAGGGAGCAGACCUUGUAUAUGUACAUCCAAUGUUGAGUAUUUUACCGGACUUGACUUGUAAAUCACCCCAGGAAAGCCUGCAGAUCUAUCUCGGUGUUAGGCCACAUGACUUCAAAGAGUCAGAUCAGUUGUUUGAUGAAAAACAGUUCAGAAGUUCAGUUUUCCAAAGAACAUUCCAGUAUUUACUGCGGCUGGACCAGAGGAAACAACUUGGUGACGUACAGCCUUACAACCCAGAAGGAAGUCCACAGACUUGUCUGCAAACAUUACUAAGGCAUUGUGGACUGGAGGAUCCAUCCUGGUCAGAGCUUCACCAUUUUGUUUGGUUUCUCAACACCCAGCUGGUGGAUUUUGAAAACAACAUGUUUGUGAGUGCUGCUGCUGCAGAAGAUCUUCCAGGCUUCUCCACAUUUGUUCUGAGAUUCCUGAUUCAGAUGUCAAGGGAUUUUUCUACACGAUCAUUGGAUAUGAGUGAAGAAUCACCUGGGAUUAGACCAGAACCUCGAGUUAGAGAGGAGCGUAUGGAUGAUGGUGAAGGGGAGGACACUGAGGAAAAUGGAGAUGACUUACAGGCUUACCAGAUGAGAAGGACCUGGGAAAGCAGUCCACAUCCCUACUUGUUCUUCAACUCUGACAGAUUUACAUUUACCUUCCUUGGAUUUUUCAUUGAUCGAGGUUCAGGAAACUUGAUUGACCAGCAGACAAGAACAGUACUUGAAAAUGGAAUAAUGACACAGAAUCUGUAUGAUUCACUUGUCAGAAACCAUGCUCCAAUGCAAGAAAAUUUUGAUGCUCUUCCAAGAGAUCAGAAAAUCAUGAAGUUGUGCAAUGUCAUGGGGAUUGAGUUUCCCGAAGACCCAGAUGAUACAUACGAGUUGACCACAGACAAUGUGAAGAAGAUUAUGGCCAUCUACAUGAGGUUCAGGUGUGAUAUACCAGUUAUAAUCAUGGGAGAGACAGGGUGUGGUAAAACAAGACUAGUCAAGUUUAUGUGUUCUUUACAACAGCCACCAGGAGUAGAAAUGACCAAUAUGAUACUAAUGAAGGUCCAUGGUGGUACAACAAAUAGAGACAUUAUAAAGAAAGUGAGAGAUGCUGAACAAAUAGCUAAAAAGAACAAAGAGACUUAUGGAGAUAAUAUGUAUACAGUGUUAUUCUUUGAUGAGGCUAAUACAACAGAAGCUAUAGGACUAAUUAAAGAAAUUAUGUGUGACAAAAGUAUGGAAGGAAAGAAACUGAAACUGUGUGAAAACUUGAAGAUGGUAGCUGCCUGUAACCCAUACAGAAAACACUCUGAAGAGCUUAUCAAGAAAUUAGAGCAGGCAGGACUUGGGUAUCAUGUCGAUGCUGAUGAGACAACAGACAGACUGGGUCGUGUUCCAAUGCGACGUCUGGUGUACAGGGUGCAACCCCUGCCACAGAGUUUACUACCACUAGUGUGGGACUUUGGUCAGCUAAAUACACAAGUGGAAGAUCUGUAUAUCAGACAGAUGGUCAGAAGAUAUAUACGUGAGGAGAGGUUACCAGAGAUACCAGGUCUGAUAGAAGUUUCCAGUGCCAUACUAACUGCAUCACAGGACUAUAUGAGAGAACAAAAGGAUGAGUGCAGCUUCGUGUCACUGCGUGAUGUUGACCGUGUACUGACAGUGAUGAGCUGGUUCUACCAGCAGAGUCAAGAGGAUCGAACCUUGUACAAUCUUAUGGAUGACAAACUGUAUGGAGAUGAUGAUUAUUCAUCUUCAGAAGAGGACAUUGAUGAGGAAGGUGAACAGAUGAUAAGAGAUGAUGGAGGGGGUGACAGAGUUGAUGAAGUAACCCGCUCUCUCAUACUUGCACUUGGUGUGUGUUAUCAUGCCUGUCUGAAAACAAGACCACAAUACCGUACACAGAUUGCACGAUUUUUCCGUGCUCCUUGUCUACUGCCUGGUGGUGAUGAUCAGAUACAAGAGGAAAUAGAAAGUUGUCAAGAGGUUUUCCUUGAUCAUGUUCACUUGGAGAAGAAUAUUGCUCGUAACAUGGCUCUGAGGGAGAAUGUCUUCAUGAUGGUCGUAUGUAUAGAGUUACGAAUUCCCCUAUUCCUUGUUGGAAAACCUGGAAGUUCGAAGUCACUGGCCAAAACUAUAGUAUCUGAUGCUAUGCAGGGCAAUGCUGCAAGAGAAGAACUGUUCAGGGAACUGAAACAGGCUCAAAUGGUCUCAUUCCAAUGUAGUCCACUGGCAACCCCAGAUGGUAUUGUUGGCACAUUCAGCCAGUGUGCUCAGUUCCAGAAAGAUAAAGAUUUGGACACGUUUGUCUCCAUUGUUGUCCUUGAUGAAGUUGGAUUAGCAGAAGACAGUCCUAGAAUGCCACUCAAGACACUACAUCCAUUGCUAGAGGAUGGUUGCCAAGGGGAUGAAAAACCAGAGAAGCACAAAAAGGUUGCAUUUAUUGGUAUAUCAAACUGGGCAUUAGAUCCUGCCAAGAUGAAUAGAGGAAUUCUUGUACAGAGAGAAGUACCGGAUUUGGAUGAAUUGAUCAACAGUGCUACUGGUAUAUGCAGUACAAAAGAUAAAUUGGGCAACUGGAUCAACCCAUUAAUAAAACCCAUGGCCAUUUCUUACUUAGAAAUAUUUCAGAAGGCCUCACAGAGUAUGAGAGAAUUCUACGGACUGAGGGACUUCUACAGCUUGGUUAAGAUGGUGUACAGUUUUGUUGAGAAAUCCAAACAGAAACCAACCUGGCAUGAGAUGUUACACGCCAUCAAGAGAAACUUCGGUGGCCUUGAUCAAGUCAAUCCAGUGGAGAGCUUCAGGAAGAACCUGACCACUAUUGUCCAUUUUGAAAAAACGCCAAAGCACACAGAUCCUGAUUGCACACCAGCUGGCCUGGUACAAGCUUGUCUGUUUGAUACAAAUAAAAUGAAAAGUGAGAGCAGAUACCUACUGUUGUUGACAGAGAACUAUGGAACACUGACCAUCAUACAACAACAGAUAUUGUCAAGGAGCAGUGAUAUCAGACCUAUUACCAUAUUUGGUAGCAGCUUCAGAAGUGACCAGGAAUAUACACAGGUAUGUCGGAACAUUAACAAGAUCAAAGUAUGUAUGGAGACAGGAAACACAGUUGUUUUACUGAAUCUAGAGAACCUGUACGAAAGUUUGUAUGAUGCCCUAAACCAGUACUAUGUGUAUUUUGGUGGAGAAAGAUAUGUUGAUCUUGGACUGGGAACACAUAGAGUCAAGUGUCCAGUACACAAGAACUUCAGACUGAUAGUUGUAGCAGAGAAGCAGACAGUAUACAAGAAGUUUCCAAUACCGUUGAUCAAUCGUCUUGAGAAACAUUUCCUUACAAUCAACACCAUGCUGUCCUCCGAACAACAGCAGGUUGUGAAAAAGUUAGAAGAAUGGGCUAAACAGUUUGUCACACAGAGAAAUGUUGGUUAUGCACAUAGGGGUAACAAAGCGGCAACAAAAGUUGGAGAUGUUUUCAUUGGCUACCAUGAGGACACAUGCUCAGCUAUUGUUCUAGAUGUUUGGGACAAACAUGAACAUAUAGAAAACGAGAAGGAUAGGGAUACACAGGUUUUACAAGAAGCAAAGUCAGUGUUGCUAUGGUGUGCCACACCUGAAUCCCUGGUCAGACUAGACCACAGUAGUCUGUCUAACCAAGAGAAGACUUUGCACAAUAAAUGGUAUUUCACUAGACAAGCACAUGACAGUCUGAUACAGUAUGUAAAUGUGAAAAUUGUACACCAACAAUGCAAACAACUUUUUGCUCAGAUAACUACCCAUUCCAAACUAAUGGCAGGUGUCCACAAGGGAGAAAUCAGUAAGGCAACAGGAAUAAAUGUGGAGAGAAUUCUUUUACUGGAAACCCUGUCUUCCUUUGAUACAGAACAGCAGUUUAGUAACAGAAUCCAGCAGCACAUUCAGAGUACAGGCAAAGAUCCAAGCCUGAUGGUAAUACAGUGUGACUCUGGUGAUGUGAAUGCCAAUUUGAUAGCUUGUGCCCGUUACUGUGUCAUGGAUGAAUUUGAAAAAAUGCGUGAUGAGCUACGAGCACCAGUACAUGUUGUUUUCAUUGUUCAGCUUCCUAGAGGAGCCUCAUUCACUGGAUUUCAGUGUGGCAUUUGGCACUCAGCACAUAUAGAUGACUUGUACACAGCAGACAUGAAUAUGCCUACUCUACAAGAUAUGCAAGGAAAGUCAGUGGCUAAACUCUUCACUGAUGCCGUAGUGGAACCUUCUGCUAUGGAAACUGACGAAGAAAUCCCAAGAGAAACUAGUCCUGGAGCAGAGGAAAUGGAUUGGAGUGAAGCUGAAGGCAGACAUGUACCACAGAGACAGAGAAUGGAUGAAGACAUGAUUACAAAUGACCUUGAAAAUAGACUGAGGGAUGCACCACUGCAGUUAGAUGAUGUACUUCUAGAUUUAAGAAAUGUUGAUAAACAUGGUGGUGAAGGUUUCAGUCAAGGUUAUGGUCAACAUAGACUAAAUGUAAAAGGACUAAUAUUAGCUUGUGUACAGGCAGCACUGUCUAUGGUGAAAGAUAAAGAGGAAAAUACAAGUAAAGAAACAGAUAGAGUGGCACUUGUUUUGAAACUACUGCAUCAAGAACAAGUAGAAGGCCAUGUGUCCUUCCUGCAUGGAAUAUGUUGUCUGAUAGCCAAACUUCUGAAGGAGAAGGAAUCAAAGACUCAUGUUGCUCACAUGGCACAUCACUGGCUGAUCAACGAAGCUGCUGCUUCGGAAAAUAUCAAUAAAGCAGGAACAUUUAGACGUUCAUGUAUUCAGACGCUGGAAAAUAAGGUAUCACCAAUUUUGGCUGGAAUUAUAGCUUACUUGGACACUAAUGACAACUUGAAGAUACUACAAGAGGAACACUGCCAGUGGAAACAAGAAUUAUGGCUCACUUUCCUUAAUACCGUAGAUGCCAUCAAUCUGCAGUUCACAGAUUUACAAUCACCAAUAAGACAAAGUGACCUGCCAGAGGUAGUUGUCAUGACAACAGGAAGUGAAGGCCACAUGUUCAGUGCUUGGAUGCCCUUCUCUUGGCUGAUGAUUAACCAAAUCAAUGAAAUCUUAAAGUUACCUCACCCAGCUUCAGACUCAAAUGAUCUUGAAGAUGGAGUUGAGGCUAUUAUAAAAACAGAGACAUUAGUGAAAGUCCUGAGUGAGCAUGAACUUGGAAAAGUACUUGACUGUGUAUCUCAAGAGAAUAUUAUCACAGAAGCUGUAAAUGAAUACAUACAUGACUUUGUACACACAAUGUACAAUGCCGCUACAAUACAAGAACAUCAGUUGGUGUGCCAGUCAGUAUUCUAUGUGACCAAUCAAAUGGCAAAUGACACAACAGAGAGCAUGCUGCUACAUAGCCUAGUGAAUGUUCAUAUGGCCUACCAGAAACUUGCUCCCAGACUUACCUACUUUAGAGCCAUGAACAGUGUAUGGCCAGAAUGUAGUGCCACGAUAAUAGACUUAAAAACAAAGAAUCCUGAUCAUUUAAUGUUCAAGGAGCAGGCAUUUACGUUUUCGGCUUUGUGUAUUCUUCUUGAAAACCUUACGCCCAAAAGUACUGAUUUGAACAACCUACGUGGCCGGUCCCACUGGUUAAACAGAGUUCAUCGUUACAGACCUAUUGUAGAGAAAGUGAUCAGCUUACAUGGGGAAGAUCCAACACUGUAUGGGGCCCAUAGAAUUCAGUCAGUGCGUAGGGCAAAGGGAUUGUGGAGUAGAGUUAUGGUGGUGAAGUUGUUUCUGGAACAUGUCUGUGCAUCUGAGAAGGAAGACAAAAUUACAGUCAAACAUUGUAUGCCACUGUGGGCAUUGCUUGGUGAAGAGACAGAUUUGAAAGAUAUGAAGUCACUGGCAUGUGUGGAAAAAUUCCUCAAAAGUUGUAAUAAACUAGCAAUGAAGGAGUAUAUCGGGGAUGGAGUAAAAUGCAGCCAGUGCGAGUCUGUCCUGGAAGGGGCACCAAUUGCACUGCCCUGUAAAGAUGUUUUGUGUGACCAGUGCUAUGAUGGUAUGAAAGCACUGGGGGGGAAUUCAUGUGUAAAAUGCUACCAGCAAUUUCGUGAUGACUGGCAACCAGUGCGCCAAAUUGCGAAAAAAAAUGCCAUAGAUAAACUACAAAACUAUCAGGGAAGGUGCAACACAUUCUUCAUGGACAUUGUUUCCCAGUUAUGUUUUGCCGACAACAAUGCACCAUCGAAAGGGGUUGUGGAAAAGUUGCUUAGUUAUAUAUUUUUCACCACAAGUGGGAAUCACCAGCGCACACGAGAUCUGUCAAUAUUUAACACAGGAAUAGAUCCCAAUCCUGUGUUCAGAUCUUUCCUUCUACAGCUUUUUAUGAGAACAAGUGAGGAUAAUGUUAUAGAAAAUCUUGAACGUUAUUUAACUCAAGCAUCGGGUUUGAUUAAAAGCAAUUUACCUGAUCAAGAGCAACAGUAUGUUGAGCUGUGUUUGCUUGUCAUCCAGUGUUUAGAGGACAUGUUCACCCAAGAAGCAACUAGGACAGAUGUGGAUGAAAUACAGUAUACAUCUGAAGCCUUACAUAGAGCUACUCAAAACAUUGCAAGGGAAGGACUGUCUGUGGAGAAAUUAUAUGGAUUGGCUAGUGCUAGAAUGGGCCUCGCUGUUACAGCCAGAUAUGUUGCUGAUAUAGUAAUGAAUGACGUGGAUCCCAGACAUGUUAAUCGACGAUUGAGAAAACUUGUUGAGGCAGCUCAAGUACUAUGUGAGGAUACAGAUGUUAACUGGACAAGGAUAUAUCUGGUGAAACACAUCUGUAGAUGCUACGGUAUAGGUGUGUAUCAAACUAUAUGCAAAAACCCAAUACCAUUUCUUAGAUGGAUCGGUAUGAAAAAUGCAAACAGAGAUCAGGUUGUGGAAAUUUCAGACAGGUAUAUUGUAUGUGGUAACCAAUACAAAAGUAUCAGGGAAGCAAUAACAAAAGUGGUACUGGGUGAAAAUGUUGAGCAACUACUUGAAACAGUUCAGGUGUUGCAAACAGCUGGAUUAAAAGUUGAACCCAUGCUGCAACUUGCUGUACACAGAGAGAUAACAGGUUCAUAUUUGUACCCACAGCAACAGAGAAAACUAAAAACACAGGUCAUGUAUAAAUUGAAUAGAUUUGUUCAAGAUUGUGAAACAGUCAAAAAUAAGGGUUUCAUGCAAAAGCUGAUUAUGAACCAGCUGGUUCCAAGACAUCUUGUGACUACAGAAGGUGAAGAUUUACGCUUACAUGGAAUACAGUGCCUUAUUGUUCACUUUUUGUCUGUCAUGACGUAUUUGAAAGGAGACAAAACUCUGCUCCAUCCCUUACAGACUCUGAUGUCAAAUCCUCAAACAUGUGGUAACAUGUUUUUACCAACAAUGCCACAGGAUGAUUUAGAAGACAUAAAAGAAGCUUUGUUAGCAGCACGUCAGAACAAUGGAGGGGAAAAUCCAGUCUUCUACCGUUGUCCAAAUGGUCAUCCUUAUGUGAUUGGAAAUUGCGGUAGACCAUACGUAGUAGCCAGAUGUAAAUGCGGGGCUGAAAUAGGUGGACAAGGGCACAAGUUACUUGCAUCAAAUACCCAAGACACUGGGCGAGACAACACACUUACUGGUCAUAUCCUUGGACGUGUACAAGUCAGAGGACAAGGUCCGAAACCAGAGAGAACAUUGACUCCAGCUUAUACUGCAACUAUAAGACUUCUUCUGCAUAUGUCAAUGUUUAUUGGUGUCGGCAGUAACUUACAGGGUGUUCAUGCACUGAUAAAACCUGACAUUGAUAAUAACGGAGUAGAGGAAUUUCUUUGGGCACAUAUACAACAAGAUGUUGACGACAUCUACAGGACCCUUGGUAGAAGUGUUGAUGACGUUCUUCUUCUGAUGCAUACAACAGUGGACUACAUCAUGAGAGCACACAAUGAAGGCGACCAUGUAGGUGGCGAAGCUAGUCAGCUGUCAUCGAAAAGAGGAAGAAAUCAGUGGGAAGCUGGAUUUUCUGCCAAGUUUCUGCAGGCGUCAUUGAAGAAUAUUGACAAUGUCUUGAAAACGAACAAUCAGCUACUUGUUCAAGAUCAGAGACUUGGUGCUGAUCCUCUACUUUGCUUGUUGUACGAGACAGACACUAAUGUAUUGAGGGAGAAUCCAGCUGCUUUGGAGGAAAUUCCUAGAGUAUGGCGGUACAGAACGCCUAUAUCUCUGCAACAUCUUCGGCAAGAGGCAGAAGCCAAAGUAUCACAAAAGCAACACAAAGUGUUGCACUUAUUCCUGAAAGAGGAUCACCAUUUAAGAGCACUUCGAUACAUUCCGAGUAUCCUACGCCUUCAUCGAACCUUGUUCCAAAAAUAUCAAAGGAAAUUAGACAAAGCGGAGGCUUCACAAAUCUUAAUUGCUCAUCUGAAAAGAGAAGAAAUAGCUGGUGGGGAAACGAUGCAGUUGCUACAAGAUUUUGCAGAUGCCUGGGAGUUGGUCAGAGAAUCAUUGACUUUGUACUUGUGUCCAACAGAACUAGGUGGUAUGAUAGUCUCAAAGGAGUACUGUAACAAAAGUAUCACAGACAAAACACCAAUAUCUAUGCUGCUACCAACAACAAAAGAAGCAGGGCUCUGUUCUUAUGCUUUAUUAGACUUUCUGAUGAGAAAACAAAAUGAUUUCUUGGAUAAAUACUUGAAGGAAGCACACAGAAAAUCUGGUAGUAUAUCAAGCGUAAACCCCAAAGAGGUGACUUCAGCCCACCUGAUCAGCUACGACCCUCAGCAUGAUAUUCUGCCAUUAGUCCUAGCUAAUUGCCAAUAUUCUUUCGAGAUGGGCAAAGGGACAAAGAUAGAGUAUGAUUUUGCUGCCUUAGAAAGACAACUGAUGGAUAGAUUCUUGUUCUCCAAAUCCAGGAUCGAUGUUGGCAGAGUGUUAAUGAUUGAUCAAAUGGUAUACCGAACAGAGUUUACGAACGCGGAAGUUUUCAGGAAACUAGCUGACAAAAUACCACAGGAAACUUUAAGUGCUGCAGUAAAGACCCAGAUUUGCGGUGAGAUCAGAUCCCUUCCUGACCUUUGUACUUCACUAGACAAUCUAGAUAUCACUAUCAGCUUCCUCAAGUCUACAGGAGGCCAACCAGACAAAACGUUGCACGAGUUCAUGGAGAAAACACUUCAAAUGGAAACCACAAUACAUAGUCAAAAGGCCCAGCAGUCGUGUGAGUUCAGACAUGCACAGUCACUAUGGUUACUGUUGUCGCUACAGAAAUCCAAAAAGAUGAUGGACCACAAUCAGCAUACAGAGUCAACGUUCGAGAGCCUUUUGCGGGAGUUUCAUGAGGAAUUGCCAGAUGAGUUACUGAUCUUGUAUAGAGGCUACAUGAAGAAAUUGUCAAUCGACAAACUCAGCCAGCUGGUAGAAGUUCUUCACGAAUAUAUCCUGUUAGUUGUUGCCGUUAGACAGAAUCCGGAGGAUGACGACUAUACUGAUACAACCAAUAACAAACUUGGUGAAUGGCUAUAUGGGUAUGCAGACAGUUUUGACAAUCCACCACUAGAUAUGGCUGUAUUGACAGACUUCCCUAAGGACAUUUUAUACAAACAUAGUGUUCAUGCAUGGGUUAGUAGCUAUGGUAUGCUGAGAGAGAAACAAACUGGAAACUAUCGUCGAUUCUGAUCCGGCGGUAUAAGAGAGACGAUAAAGUACAAAUACUGGACCAACUUUAGACAUUGUGAUGUAACGUUUGUGAUCAUAUUCUGUGAUAUGAGUAUAUGAGAUAUUGAUACAGUUUCCAGUGUUGCGAUAAGAAAUUCAAAGUAGUAUUUUUGUAUUAUAAUGUUUGAUCUGCAUGUAACAAACCGUGUGCAUACUGACCCAGUGAUUAUUCGAUGUCAAAUUAUUUAAUUUAUGAAAGGAAUGCUAGACUUAGAAUAAUGAUAUGAUUGAAACUAUUGUUUACGUAAAUGUUAUGUUUCUUGCUCUCAUUUUGAACUUGUUACAAAUUGUUUUCGCUGAUUGUUUUGGAUAUUAGGUGAUGUUUUACAAAUGUUUUGUUCAAUGAUUUAUUUUUCCUCUUGCACAGUAUAGUAGUAGAGUAUAUUGCUGGAUUAUAUUUGUUUCGAUGCUCUCAAGUGUGCUCUUAGUUUUGUUUAAGUUGCCGGUAUAUUCAUAUUUCAUGUAAAAUAUGUAAAAUGUUAAAAGCGUUCUCAUUCUCAUAAACGAAAGAACAACACUGUACUAUUUGACUGAAAUAACUAUUUUAUAACAAAUGAUAACACAAGAUAAUAUUUAAGAAUACGAUUGAAAACAUACAUAGUGUAUUGCUUUAUUUUAUAUUUUCCCUUUUUCGUUAUCUGUCUAUGUUUGUGAGUUCUUAUAGAUAAGAAAUAUAUAAUAUUACUUUAUCACCUGGCUCUUUAUCCUUGACAUGUGAUAAACAGUGAUAAAUUACAAAAUCUCUUGCAACCUGAUAUGAUACAAAAUUAUUCCUUUUAUUUUUAUUGUAUUACGAUUUACCACUAAAAAUAAGAAACCAGUAAAUAACUCGGAUCUUUUCAGUGAAAUAUGAUAUGUUUAUCUGUUCUUGCCUUUAAUUGUUGUUAUUUAUUUGUUGCCUUUUUUAUUUGUUCUGUGUAGGAUUGUAUAAUCUAUGUGUUUUAAUGUUUUAAAACUAAACUACAUGCAAGAAAAAAUUUAAACGAAAUUAGUUUGAUGUAAUUCAAAGAGUUGGAAAUUUUGCUGUAUUAAAAUGGCAAAGUAUCAUUAAGUUUAGGCGGACCCUCUUUGAAAUAAACUGGCGAUGGCUGCAUGUUAUCAUUUGGCUAUAUAAUCCACACUAUCUAAUAGUGUACAUGGUAGGAACACACUAGUGUGUACGGAAUUAGUUGAAGGCUUUUAAUUGUGUCUUUGAUACCACUAUUUUAGAAUAGUGUUGGUAUUAAAUCGACGUAUUUAAAGCAAAUGAUAAAUCUUGUUAAGUUAAUGUUGUCUACCAUGAUUUAACUGGCGAUUUGUCUAAUAAUAAAAGCACAAGCAUUUGUAAUA
Messenger RNA from Mercenaria mercenaria, 18398 nucleotides. RefSeq names its product E3 ubiquitin-protein ligase rnf213-alpha-like. The coding region runs from base 150 to 17030 and encodes 5626 amino acids. Gene Ontology annotation, molecular function: ubiquitin-protein transferase activity; ATP hydrolysis activity. The record is from RefSeq and is a predicted model, not a curated record. The transcript is spliced from 95 exons. Lineage: Eukaryota; Metazoa; Mollusca; Bivalvia; Venerida; Veneridae.